Molecule: messenger RNA, 2177 nt
Organism: Thamnophis sirtalis
Lineage: Eukaryota; Metazoa; Chordata; Lepidosauria; Squamata; Natricidae
Gene: MPZL1
Product: myelin protein zero like 1
Cellular component (GO): plasma membrane; focal adhesion; cell surface
Source: RefSeq, a predicted model, not a curated record
CAAUGGGAGGAAAAGGAGAUGGAAGCAGGAAAAUGGCAGCGGCGUUGGCAGCGGCGGCUUUAGCGGCAUCUCCGGGCAGCGGCGUCUCGCGGCAGGGCUCGCCGUCCCCAGCCUGCUUCCCCGCGCUGCUCCUGCUUGCGGCUCUUUCGUCCCUGCUCCAGGUUUCAGCUGUGGAGGUAUACACGCCGACAGACUUUCCUGUGGAGAAUGGGACUGAGGCAAAGCUUCCAUGCACUUUUACUUCCACAGAAGUGAUCAGCAGUUCAGCUUCUGUCACCUGGAGUUUCCAAGGCGAGGGAUCAACAUCUCCUGUCUCGUUCUUCUAUUAUUCCAAUGGACAAGCAUAUCCUGGAAAGAGUACACAAUUUGAUGACAGAAGCAACUGGGCUGGAGACCUUAACAAGAAAGAUGCAUCAAUCACUAUUGCAAACAUGCAAUUUCAAGACAAUGGAACCUAUAUCUGUGAUGUUAAAAACCCUCCAGAUAUAGUUGUUACACCAGGAAAAAUCAAAGUCAGGGUUAUGGAGAAAGGUAACUUGUAUGUAUUUCCUCUUACCCUUGUGUUAGGGGCAACCGGUGUUGGCAUUCUAGUUUUAGUUUUCGUCAUCAUACUUAUUGUGUGUGUUAUGAUCAGAAAGAAGAAUUCCAAAAAGCAUUAUUCUGGCUGCAGUACCUCUGAGAGCUUGAUGUCUCCAGUUAAGCAGGCUCCACGGAAGUCCCCCUCCGACACAGAGGUUUUGGUAAACAGCGGGCCCAUCCGAUCUCAUCAGGGACCAGUAAUUUAUGCACAAUUAGAUCACUCUGGAGGGCGUUACAGUGAUAGAAUCAACAAAUCAGAAUCUGUGGUCUAUGCUGAUAUUCGGAAGAAUUGAGGAGAUUACAAUCUAUCCAAAGCUUAACAGAAUUUCAAACUGGAAUCACUUGAAGAAAAUUGACCCAGAAAACUCAUAUGUGGCCUUUGAUGCCUAGGCUAAGACCAAUGCAUGUGCAUACAGAGAGAAAGAGAUUAUAUAUGAACUGUGUGUAAAUAGUCUAUUUAAUCAUACAGAAAUGAGAACAAUGUUGCAUGUUAAAAUAUGAUGAUAAUUCUGCUUAUAAAUGGCUAAUAGUUCAUUAUAUAUUUAGGAAAAGAGGAAAAAACAAACAUUCAUGUUACACCUUUAGGCAGCUUGUCAAUGUCAUAUGGGAAAACUGGAAAUACUUGGAUAUUCUAACGGAGUUGGUACUUUUUAUGUUACUUUUGAAAUGGAUACAAGAACUAUUCUGCAUGAUUUCUCUUAGUUAAUAUUUUUGCAUUUUUAACAGAUCUAAGUUUUCAUACAACUUAUGUCUUCUUCCACUCUAAUGUCCUCCUUUUCCAGGAGAAGUAAUAUUUACCUGCUUUAGUUUCAAUCUAAUGGAAGGCAAAAUUUUGUCUUCGAGGAAUUUACAGGCAGUCUCUCAUAAACAAACUUUGAGACAUAUAAAAGUUUUAAUCAAGUAAUUUUUAUAGUGCAACAUUAACAAAUAUCUUGAGAUGAUUUCAUGGCUCUUUUCUGGUUUCAGCAACAAAGAUGAAACUCAGUUACCUCUUUGAGCAAAAUAGGGUGCUAAUUUUGAUGUGCCUUUCUAUAAUCUAUAAAUCUCUUUACAAUAGUCUACUUCUAAAAGUUACAAAAGGCUGGUCGGUGUUGCAGUUGCAAAAACAAAUGGCUACAAUUUAAUCUUUUAUGGCAUUUCAUGAAAGGUACCCAUAUGUUGGGACAGUUUUACUGCCAUUAGUUCUUAAAUCUCGUUCAAAUUUACUUUGAAACUUAAAUAGCUAUGCUCCUCUACUGUGGAAGAAGUCUGUUCCGCUGCCUUUCAUCUUUAUGAUGUAAUUCCUAUCAUCUCUGAAUCUGCUCGCCCUCCCUCCCUCCCUCCCUCCACCUCAGUGUUUCAGGUACACUGGUGCUAUUAUUGAUUUCUUCUGAAGUACUUUACAUGUCUACAAUAUCUGCUCAUAUGGUUGUUCAGCUUUCUACAUGAAAAAUAAGUUUAAGUGUUCUUUUAAAAAAUGCAGCAUUGAAACAAGAGCUGGCAAAUAUUAAAUUGCUAGUCUGUGCAGCACACAAGAAGUGUUUUCUGUUACAUAUGUGUGAGUGUGAGGGAAAGACGCAGGAGCCAUGGAAUCAGAGAGUAAGAUGUUUAUUUGAAGA